Oreochromis aureus is the source of this 4044-nucleotide messenger RNA. RefSeq names its product interferon regulatory factor 9 (gene irf9). NCBI's taxonomy places the organism in Eukaryota, Metazoa, Chordata, Actinopteri, Cichliformes, Cichlidae. Gene Ontology annotation, cellular component: nucleus. The transcript is spliced from 10 exons. Gene Ontology annotation, biological process: immune system process; regulation of transcription by RNA polymerase II. Bases 151 to 1443 code for a protein of 430 amino acids. Gene Ontology annotation, molecular function: RNA polymerase II cis-regulatory region sequence-specific DNA binding; protein binding; DNA-binding transcription factor activity, RNA polymerase II-specific. The record is from RefSeq and is a predicted model, not a curated record.
GUCAGACCUGCGGAGGGUUUCUCUAAAACCACGUGACUUCGGGGAAAAGGAGCGCCUUCACAGACUGAGCCGCAGAGCUGAAGAGGAGAAGGCAGUCAGUCCGCAGGCACCGCGGAGGAAACACAACCGAGCAUUUUUAAAGAAGCAGCGAUGGCAGCUGGGAGAAUGCGUUCCACUCGCAGACUGCGCUCCUGGAUCGUCGAACAGGUCAGCAGUGGGAAAUAUCCGGGACUGGUGUGGGAUGACGAGGCCAAAACCAUGUUCCGCAUCCCCUGGAAGCAUGCGGGGAAACAGGACUUCCGCAAAGACGAAGAUGCUGCGAUCUUCAAGGCGUGGGCAGAGUUCAAGGGGAAGCUGACAGACGGGGGCCAGGACAACCCGGCCGCUUGGAAGACCCGUCUGCGCUGCGCCCUCAACAAGAGUCCUGAGUUUAAGGAGGUGAUGGACCGAGCCCAGCUGGACAUCUCAGAACCAUACAAGGUGUACCGCCUGGUCCCCAUCAGCGAGCAAGGUGUGGUGAUGCCUGAAAAGAAGAGCAGAGAAAAAGCCUCCAGGAGGUCGAAAAGGAGGAGAAGCGAUUCAGACAGCGACGACGCCAGUGACGACAAACAGAUAAAGAGGGAAGAAGCCACGUCUCAGCUGUCUGUUGAGGAAAGCCCCGUCCAGACGGAGGAGGCCACUCGGUGCACCACCUUCAUUCAGACGGACUCGGUCGAUGAGAUCAGGUUGGACGUGCGGAUUGAGGAGAGUGUGACCGCUCCUGUAGGAGCCCAGGACUCCUUCAAUGUGGCAGUUUACUAUUUAGGACAGGAGGUGCUCAAACGUCAGAUUCAGGGCACUGAUGUGCGGGUAACGUACCUGCCCUCCUCGCUUAUUCCCCCCACGCCAGCCGUCCUCAAAGGCAGGUUCCCACGCAUCCUGCUACCUGAGCCGCCCUCCACGUUGCCAGCCGGUCCGGAGCUGCAGGCCCUCUUCACCCUGCUCCCCUUCAUGGAGAAAGGGGUGGUGCUGACCUCCACUCCGCAGGGAGUUUACGGCAAGAGGUUCUGCCAGGGGCGGGUGUUCUGGACGGGGCCACACACGACCAUGCCGGACCUACACAAGAUGGAGAGGAACACGGAGCCGGUGCUCCUUUUCAAUAAAGAAAUCUUCAAGCAACAGUUGGACCACUUCCGUUCAAAUGGCGGCGAGCCUCCCCAGUGUGGCUUCACCCUGUGUUUUGGAGAAGAGCUGAGUAACUCAGAGGACCCUUCCAAAAAGCUGAUCAUUGUUCAGAUCACUCUACCGUGGGAAGAACAGCAGGUACAGAACGCUCAGUCCAUCUUUGAAUCCAUCACCAUCCUCCAGUCUCUGGCCAGCCAGUCCCCACUGGGAGAAAUAACCCUGAACCUCGUCACGGUGCCUUCGCCAACCAACGAGAGCAUCGGCUGUGGGACUUUCUAAGCACUUUGAUGGGUGGCAUUUGAAAAAUAAGACACAUUUUCCCCCUUAUUAUAAAUCCAACAGCUAGAAGGAGUUUUUUCUUUUAUUAUUCUAAUUAAGACAGAUUAUAAUAAGAUAUCAAAACAGGAACCUCCAGUUAUUUUCUGUGGCAAUUGUUUUUUUUUUUUUUCAUAUUGCCCAAACACGUUGCACAGAAACGGAUGCAUAGCAUUUAAGAGAAAUAGGAAAUCAAAUGGUGAACUAAUAUAAAGGGGACCUAUUCUGCUUUUCCUUAUUUUUUGCCACAGUGGUCAAAACCCAUAUGAAACAUGUUUGACAACUCUGUUUCAAACAAGAGUAGAUUUACCCAAUACUGUCAUAUUGCACACAUAGUUCUGACUGUGAGCACAGAAACGCCACUCACUGGAAACAGGAACUGCAGGUUCCUGUUUCCAAAAGUUUAAGAGGGGCAGCCAAUCAGAAAAAAAGCUGGCUUAAAGAGGGAGGAGCAUUUGGAUAAGAGGGUGUAGUGACUAAAACUGUAGCACAGACUUGUGGCUCACAGCAGGCUGUAUUCUUUAUCAGACAAUAUCAUCAACAAUGCUAAAAAUGCUAAGAGCACAAAAGAUGGUGUUUACAGGAGAAACAUUCCAUUCAGGCCAAAAUACUUUUUGUCUCAGGCUGUUUUUAUGCUUUUAGGUGCUAUAAAGCUGAGAAUUUUAACACAGGGAUUGACUCCCUUUUGGAACUAGCAGCCUCAAGUGGCCAUUAAAGAAACUGCACCUUUUGACGCUGCUGCAGGGCGACCUGAAAAACAAAUAGGACUUAUUUUGAACUGUGAAUCAUGCAAAGCUCCCAGAGUAAAAACACAGAGUUGGAAAGAAGCAUUAAUAGGUCCCCUUUAAUAUCAGUUUUGGGGUGCACCUUCUUUUUCAUUUUAGAUAUUAGUUAGUGUACUGGAAACACUACAUGUAAGCCAACACUUGGAAGCUUUUUAUGCUCAUCGUGCAUCUCAGAAUGUGAUGUAAGCAGCAUGCCGAUCAGAGCUGAGUAAUCAUCUUCCUGUAAAUUCCUCUCAUUAACUACUGGGUCAUUUUACAUAUUAUAAGUCUAUUGUUUUGGUUAGGAAUUGGGGGUGGGGGGUCAUUUGGAGCCAUUUAGUACUGUAGACGCCGCUUAAGUUGUGUUGAUGAAAAUUGUUUAUACCACAGGACUAGAUAGAAGUUUCACUGUACAAUCAAAGGGAAAAAAAGCAUCAUAAUAGCCUGUAGUAGUUUAAUAGACUAUUUUGUAAAGCACCUUUAUCUUUACUAUAUUGCCGUCAAGUCUUUUCAGAUCCAGUGCAGAUGUGUCAUUUAUACCAUUAGGGUUUUGUAGUUAAAAAUAUGAGUACUCUUUUUUUUUUCUUUUUUUACAAAUGUGUCUUAAAUGGUCAUCUUUUAAUAGACAAAAACUGAAACUGGAGAUGAGAAAGGAGGAGUGUGUCACCCUGGAGCAGGUCAGUCAGGAAUAUCACAUUCAGCGCGUUUAUUUUUCAACCAUUUACUGUGAGAAACUUGCCUGAUUUACAUGAGUGUGCGCUGUUAGACAGCUGCACCGUUUUAAUCAUUUUAAAUGCCUGUUAAAAGUUAAACUUUCAGACUCUAUUGCAGCUUUUCUUUGGGGGUUUGUGAAGGACGAACAAAACACACAUUUCAAUACAAAAGUUCUGCAGUGAACACAGGGAGGAGAAGCUCUGAAUAUUUGGCUUAUUGAGAGUGUAAGGCAGCCUCAGUUUGACACGUUGUAAGGCAGGUUUCCCGAACUUGCAACAUAUUGUUCCUCUUUCCUGAAGUUAACAUGAUUUAGAAGAAAUUUCCUCUAGACACAAGUUAUUUUUGUAGCGCCUUCUGCAGAAGUUUGGCAGGUAUUUGCUGAACAGCAAAUAAAAAGAACAGCUGCAAAAACACACUUUAAUCGAGGAUUUAAGGUAACACAAGACAGAAUAAAGACACUAAACAGUAUAAACUUUGACAGAGAGUUUAUUUGAACUGUUAUAUUUGUAAUUUCAUUCAAGUUCACAACUCUGUUUAACCAGUUCUUUACAGUAUAAGUGCCCACACGAGGCAUUAAAGUCUUGACAAACACAUCUGCACAGUGUUAAAUAAAGGGUGGAUGUAUCCCCCCCCUCCCCCCCAUUUUAUUUUUAAUAUAUUACUUUAAAUCUUCCCAAAGUCAAAAACACAAACUUGAGAGUUCAUUUUAAAGUUAACCUAAUGCAAAACAAAUAUUUUGAGCUUCAUGUAACUUGAUAUUUACUGCAGGAUUUUAGUAUUAUAACGCAUUUUUGUCCUUUUGUCCAUCCUGUUUCAUGUAUUGUUUGCUGGAAUCAUACUAAUGCAUAAACUAAGGGAAAGAGGGGGAACAUAUAUAUAUAUAUAUAUAUAUAUAUAUAUAUAUAUAUAGUAGUAGUGUUAGAGGAGGACUUUAAGGUGGAAGUGUCCUUUAAAUGAGCAGGGUAUUGGGAUGGACCACAAGGCACACUCUGGGGUUGGGCGGGAAACUAGUGAGAUGUAAAUAUUGUUAUUUAUGCAUAUAUGUCCUUGUUCACUCGGAAAAAAAUAAACGUCUCCUUAAACUCGG